Messenger RNA from Manihot esculenta (cassava), 2883 nucleotides. Its product is annotated as SWI/SNF complex subunit SWI3C. Gene Ontology annotation, molecular function: protein binding; zinc ion binding. The record is from RefSeq and is a predicted model, not a curated record. The coding region runs from base 175 to 2553 and encodes 792 amino acids. NCBI's taxonomy places the organism in Eukaryota, Viridiplantae, Streptophyta, Magnoliopsida, Malpighiales, Euphorbiaceae. The transcript has 9 exons.
AUCAAAGCGAAGGCACAAAGCAAACAAAGCUGUGAGUGAGAGAGAGAGAGAGAGACAGAGAGAGAGAGAGAGAGAGAAGAGUUUCCUUCUCGCACCCACAAUUCUCUCUCCAUCCUCUUUGAUUCCAUUCAACCAAUCAAAGACCCCACAAAUCUCCACAUUUCCCCAACAAUAAUGCCAGCUUCCCCUUCAGAUGGCAGAGGCAAAUGGAAGAGGCGAAAGCGGGAGCCCCAAAUCACUCGAAAGCAACAACCUAAGCAAGAAGACCCUGAUGAUGAAGACGAAGACGACGCCUUUGAGGACGACAACAACAAUAACGACCACCUCGAUGACGAUACUGAGGAUCCCAACCCCAAUCCCAACUCAAAUCCGAACCUCCCACAAUCUGCUGCUCUUCCUGAUGCCAACAAUCUUGAAACUGAGGUCUUCGCUGACGGUGGGGUCCGCAUAUGCGACUUCCCUUCCGUCACCAAGCUUGCUGUGAAUCGGCCCCAUGAGUCGAUCUUCGCGAUGGUGGCUUUAGAGAGGGCGAAUUUGAUCGGAGAGAGUAGUGGUAGUGGUAGGGGGCAGGCGCCCAAUUUGGAAAAUGUGUCGUACGGGCAGCUGCAGGCACUCUCUGCUGUGCCUGCUGAGGGUUUGGGGUCUGAUCAGGAGAGAAAUGAUGGUGGGAAUUCUGCAUAUGUUGUAACGCCUCCUCCAAUUAUGGAGGGCAAAGGUGUUGUAAAACGAUUUGGGAGUAGAGUUCAUGUGGUUCCAAUGCAUUCAGAUUGGUUUUCACCAGCGAUGGUGAAUCGGCUAGAAAGACAAGUGGUACCACAUUUUUUCUCCGGAAAAUCACCAGAUCAUACACCAGAGAAAUACAUGGAAUGUAGGAAUUACAUUGUUGCUAAAUACAUGGAGAAUCCAGAGAAGAGGAUCACUGUUUCUGAUUGUCAGGGCUUGGUUGUUGGAAUUGAGAAUGAAGAUUUAGCUCGAACUGUUAGGUUUCUUGAUCAUUGGGGGAUUAUCAAUUACUGUGCAGCCCCACCAAUAUGUGAAUCUUGGAAUGGUGGGUCCUACUUAAGAGAGGAUCCAAAUGGUGAGGUUCAUGUGCCAUCAGCUGCUUUAAAGUCAAUUGAUAGUUUGAUCAAAUUUGACAGGCCCAGAUGUAGGCUCAAGGCAACUGAUGUUUAUUCAUCAUUGGCAUGCCAUGAUGAUGGAUUCUCUGACUUGGACAAUAGAAUUCGAGAGCGCCUCUCUGAAAAUCGUUGCACUUAUUGUUCUCAACCUCUUCCUGGCGUAUACUAUCAGUCACAGAAGGAGAUUGAUGUACUACUAUGUUCUGACUGCUUCCAUGAGGGAAGGUUUGUGACCAGUCAUUCAAGCCUGGAUUUUAUCAAGAUGGAUCCAUCAAAGGAUUAUGGUGAUUUUGAUGGAGAGAGUUGGAGUGAUCAAGAAACACUAUUGCUGCUUGAGGCAAUGGAGCUUUACAAUGAGAAUUGGAAUGAAGUUGCAGAACAUGUUGGAACGAAGUCAAAAUCACAGUGCAUUCUUCAUUUUCUUCGUCUACCCAUGGAGGAUGGCCUGUUGGAAAAUAUAGAAGUUCCAAGUGUGUCUAAGGCACCUGAUCUAUCAAGCAAAGAUUAUCAUGGACAACUACACUCACAAUCAAAUGGUGAUCUGCCAGGAUUCUGUCUCCAAGAUGCUGACGCUGAAAGCAGGAUUCCUUUUGCAAAUUCUGGGAAUCCAGUUAUGUCAUUGGUUGCUUUUCUAGCCUCUGCUGUUGGACCGAGAGUUGCUGCAGCAUGUGCCCAUGCAUCCUUGGCAGCUCUGUCUGAGGAUAAUAGGGUGAAUUCUGAGAGAUUACAUGGUAGAGAAGGUAAUUUUCAUGGAGAAGUUGCAAAUUCCAUUCAACAAAAGGAAGACAACUUGCAUGGUUCAUGGGGUCCAAGCGAGGCAGAGGGUGUUCCAUUAUCUGCAGAGAAAGUCAAAGCUGCUGCAAAAGCUGGUCUUGCUGCUGCAGCAACUAAGGCUAAACUGUUCGCAGAUCACGAAGAGAGAGAAAUUCAAAGGCUGUCUGCUAAUAUCAUUAAUCAUCAGUUGAAGAGAUUGGAGCUCAAGUUGAAGCAGUUUGCAGAAGUGGAAACUUUUCUAAUGAGAGAGUGUGAACAAGUGGAGAAGACCCGGCAAAGGUUUGCUGCUGAGCGGACCCGCAUUCUGUCAUCGCGGAUGGGACCUGCUGGGGCUACUUCACCAAUGAACCUGGCUGGCGCUUCUCCUGCCAUGGUUAACAAUAACAUUGGCACCAGUAGGCAACAAGUGAUGCCUACCUCUUCUUCUCAACCAACUAUUUCAGGAUAUGGCAACAAUCAACAGGUCCAUCCCCACAUGUCAUUUAUGCAACGGGGACAACCACAACCAAUGUUCCCAUUAGGGCCAAGGCUGCCCCUAUCAGCUAUACAACCAUCCUCAUCUGCUUCAUCAAAUGCCAUGUUCAAUCCCUCCAGUAAUUCACAGCCCAAUCUCAAUCAAAUGCUGAGGUCUGUGUCAGGACCUAGCUCUGGUUUAGGUUGAAGCAGAAGAAUAAAUGUAAAUUGGUGUUGUUUUAUGGUUAAUUCUGUUGGCUACUGGCUCACAUUCUCUGCUGCAACUGGGAUAGAGAAUGAUGAUACACUUGUUUGGGCCAAGAAAAGUAUCAUCUGCCCUGGCUUAUGGAGUUUUGAUCUGAAUAUAAGAUUGCUUGGCGCAGUUUGUAGGAUUUGUAACAAAAUAUACCCCUAGUGUUAUGAAUUAAAUGUGUACUGUUGCAAUGGAUUAGGAAAAUAUACUUUUCAAGUGAAUAAUCGCUGUGUAGAAUGUGCCAUGAAAAAGGGGGAUGUGAUUAUUGAUAUUAGUUUCUGUUAA